AACAAAAGAGAGGACUGCAGCUGGUGCAGAAAGUGCUUUGCAGGAAUUGUGCGAUGAGGGGAACCCAGGAAAGAAGUCCUGUCAUCUGUUAGCACUGAAAGGCAUAUAUCUCUAUUAGUAUAUGACUAUAUUAGGGCUUCAGACAACUUCUGACAGAAGAUUGCACGUUGGCUUGCAUUUCCUCUCUCUAGCUAAGUAAACUGACACUGAAUGACAAUGGAUUGGUUCAGCUUCGUUCCAGCAGGCUUAGUUGUAGUCCUGAUUCUCCUGCUGGUUCUGAAAAGAGAAUAUUUCUGGAAUAAACAUGCAAAAGGGGCCUUUCCACCAGGACCCAGGCCUCUACCCAUCAUAGGAAAUCUGCAUAUCCUGGAUCUGAAGAGGCCUUAUCGGACAAUGCUAGAGCUGUCCAAAACAUAUGGACAAGUCUUCAGCAUUCAGAUGGGACAAGAAAAAGUAGUAGUGCUGUCAGGAUACGAAACAGUGAAGGAAGCUCUGGUGAACCAGGCAGAUGCGUUUGCAGGGAGACCAGAUAUCCCCAUCCUUGGAACAGCAAUAAAAGGAAUUGGACUUAUAUUCUCUAAUGGAGAAAACUGGAAAGUGAUGCGAAGAUUUACUCUCACAACCUUACGAGAUUUUGGAAUGGGCAAGAAGGCUAUAGAGGACUUCAUUGUAGAAGAGUGUAGAAGCCUGGUAGACACCAUUGAGAUGCACAAAGGGAAACCCCUGGAGAUGACCCUUACACUGAAUGCAGCUGUUGCAAAUGUCAUUGUGUCCAUACUGCUUGGUAAACGGUAUGACUAUGAAGAUCCCACAUUCAAAAAGCUCCUGUCUUUGGUGAAUGAAAAUGUCAGGCUUAUUGGAAGUCCAUCAGUUCAGUUGUACAAUGCAUUCCCAGUCCUUGGAUUCCUCCUGAAAGAUCGCAAAACCGUUGUGAAGAACAGAGAUGAAAUUGGUGAUUUUAUCAAGGUCACUUUUCUAGAACAUCUCAAGACCCUUGACAGAAAUGACCAGAGGAGUUUCAUUGACUCUUUUCUUGUGCGACAACAAGAGGAAAAGGGUAAACCUAAUGGGUACUUCCAUAAUGACAACUUAAAUGAGGUUGUGAGAAAUCUAUUUGCAGCUGGCAUGGAGACUACAUCCUCCACUUUGCGCUGGGGCCUUCUGUUAAUGAUGAGAUAUCCUGAAAUUCAGAAAAAAGUCCAAGAAGAGAUAGAGCAGGUGAUAGGAUCAAAUCAACCACGAACUGAACAUCGAAGUCAAAUGCCAUACACAGAUGCUGUUAUCCAUGAAAUUCAGCGAUUUGCUAAUAUCCUGCCAUUGAACUUGCCUCAUGCAACUACUGUAGAUGUCACUUUCAAAGGUUACUUCAUCCCCAAGGGAACCUACGUCAUCCCCUUGCUGACUUCUGUCCUGCGAGACAAAACACAGUGGGAGAAACCWGASAUGUUCUAUCCUGAGCAUUUCCUUGACUCYGAGGGGAAGUUUGUAAAGAGGGAUGCUUUCAUGCCAUUUUCAGCAGGACGGAGGAUAUGUGCUGGUGAAACUCUUGCCAAAAUGGAGCUCUUCCUCUUCUUCACAAGUCUUCUGCAGCACUUCACCUUCCAACCUCCUGCUGGCGUUUCUAUCUCAGAUCUGGACUUCACUCCUGCUGUUGGGAUCACAACCCCUCCACUGCGUCAUGAGGUCUGUGCAGUUCCACGAUCCUAGAACUUAGCUCAGACAUGAUCCUUCUUCCAAAACAUCAGAUAAAAUAUCCUAGUCUUUCUUUAGUCACACAUCUGCAGUUUGGUACUUCAGAAUCCAAGACAGGAUUUAUAGCCCAACCAAACCUCACAUCUUGGCUCAAGGUGUUUCAUCCACCUUUACUCCAGAGGUGAGUUCUGACCCCCAAAAGUGGUGGUCACUGAAAGAGCAUAUCACACAAAACAUAACAAAAUCACACACACGCACACACAAAUAUAACUUCAUAGUGUAGCAAAACAACGUUAGAUGUCAACCUGACUUAGAACCACAGAAGACCAUCACAUGAAAGUAAAUGGAAAUCCACUGGAUGGAAGCUGAUAAUGAUUUGGUUGACUUCAGAAUAAUGUAUACAUUGAUGAG
Messenger RNA from Nothoprocta perdicaria, 2103 nucleotides. RefSeq names its product cytochrome P450 2K4-like. The transcript is spliced from 9 exons. The record is from RefSeq and is a predicted model, not a curated record. Bases 211 to 1707 code for a protein of 498 amino acids. Gene Ontology annotation, molecular function: iron ion binding; heme binding; oxidoreductase activity, acting on paired donors, with incorporation or reduction of molecular oxygen, reduced flavin or flavoprotein as one donor, and incorporation of one atom of oxygen. Gene Ontology annotation, biological process: xenobiotic metabolic process. NCBI's taxonomy places the organism in Eukaryota, Metazoa, Chordata, Aves, Tinamiformes, Tinamidae. Gene Ontology annotation, cellular component: cytoplasm; intracellular membrane-bounded organelle.